This is a messenger RNA of Symbiodinium sp. CCMP2456, 1203 nucleotides long. The record is from the annotation of a GenBank genome assembly. Lineage: Eukaryota; Dinophyceae; Suessiales; Symbiodiniaceae.
AUGUGUGCAAGCCAAGAGGAGCCGUCUUGGAGCGGGAAAUGCGAGGACGAAGGUCCUGCAAAGAUAGCUGAUGCAAAGCGAUCCAGCGGCAGGGGAAGGAAGAAGUUCCUUACGAAGCUGUCUGGGCGGAGCUUGACCCAGGAGGUGACGAAAAACAGUGUAAUGGAGGUGCGGCUGCUGGAAGUGAGCUCCAAGGUGAUUGCGGCGCCAGUGCGGCAGGUCAUGGUGCGACUGUCAUCGAUCGGGUUUUGCCUAGCGGAGCUAGCAGACGUGCACACCAAGCUCUUCAAGAUGGUGAAUUCGGGCGAUGACGAUGGGGUUCCUACUGCUCGCCACAACGAAGCUCGGAUGCUGAUCUGCGAGGAGCUGCCGGAAUUGCAGGAGAGCCUUUUGCACCAGGGGCAAACCCUGGCCAGGUAUUUGGCAGCACGUCUCGUCUACCAUGAGCUACGUGCCGAGCUCUUUGAGAAGUUGUACUUUGUUGCAGUCCCAGGUGGAGGCACUCCAACUCCAAGCAAUGCCGUCGGCAGCUUCACACCUCGAGCUUCGACCACACCGGCAUCGUUUCUCGAGAGCGGCUCCGGGCCCACUCUGCUCACGCUGAAGGACAUUGUGGCCUGCCGCCAAAACAGCUUCCUGAGUCUUGUCGAGCAAGCCCCGUCAGUCUUGCUUGGUGCUUUUGUCGCGGAGCUUGGAAUUGAGCUUACACAUGCUUGGAUGUAUGUCAUCGUCGACUACUUACGCAAGCAGCAGCUGGACCAGAUCUACGAGCACCUCGCGAGCGAUCAGGAAGCGCUGAGUCGAGCGAUCGACUCCAUGAUGCAAGCAACGCGGCAGCGAGUGCAAACGAAAGCACUAGGAGGACUCACGCUGGAAGAUUGCCGAAACGCAGAGAAGCGUCUGGAAGAGGUCCAGCGGCUUUCACAGUGUCUCAUUGAGGAGACCCGCGUUCGUACGGCCGAGGAACUUGCCCGGUAUGCUGCGAAAGUGCGAGGCGAGUUUUCCCAAGAGGGACGCGAUGGGCCAUCGGUUUUGGCGCGGGAGCGUUCGCAAACUCCCACUCCUCUGGGUCGUUCCAAGUCGCCACACCCGAGGUCUGCAUCCCCAUCCGGAGCAUCUGCGGGUGUUUUUGGCGGCUACUACUCACCCCGCAGCCCAUCACCGGUGCUGAUAUCGUGGGGUGCUGAGACACAAGAGACGUGA